Molecule: messenger RNA, 790 nt
Organism: Lotus japonicus
Lineage: Eukaryota; Viridiplantae; Streptophyta; Magnoliopsida; Fabales; Fabaceae
Product: RNA-binding protein involved in heterochromatin assembly dri1
Exons: 4
Coding region: 123-545 (140 amino acids)
Cellular component (GO): cytoplasm
Molecular function (GO): mRNA binding
Source: RefSeq, a predicted model, not a curated record
GAACUAGAAACACUCACUACCUAGACUUACAAGCCAUUCUUAAGCUACUACUAUAACAACAUAAAGCCAUUACUUGUGUGAUUCUUCUAUUUCUACUAUUCAUAAUUCUUCUUGAAAGGAAAAUGAGCUGGUCUGGAGGAGAUUGGAUGUGUGGUGCUUGCCAGCACGUAAAUUUCAAGAAGAGGGAACAAUGCCAAAGUUGUGCAUACCCCAAAUAUGGAGGCCCUGACCCAGCAACCUACAGAUACAACAGGACUGAAACUUUGGCAGGGGACUGGUAUUGCUCCGCUAUGAACUGUGGAGCUCACAACUAUGCAAGCAGAUCAAACUGCUAUAGAUGUGGUACAAUGAGGGAUGAUUAUUCUUCUGGAUAUGGGGGGAACAUGGCAGGCUCUGGAGGAUAUGGAUCUGAUUGCAGUUUCCCACCUGGAUGGAAGAGUGGAGAUUGGAUUUGCCCUAGAAUUGGCUGUGGAGUGCAUAAUUAUGCUAGCAGGGCAGAAUGCUUCAAGUGCAAAAUGCCAAGGGACUUUGGUGGGGAAGAUUGAAACAAAAAUAUUUCAGAAGACUUGCAAGAUCACUGAUUUCUCUUAGCAUCUUUCUUCUCCAAACAACAGUUUUCCAUUUUGCUUUUCCUAUGUUAAGCUCUGGAUAAAUCAUGGAUGAAGGCCUCUGUUAUUAUCAUAGCAAUGUUUUUUCAAUAGGAAGGAUAUCUGGCCGUUGUUGUUUCUUGCUAAAUGUAAUGACAUGAAGGUUAUGAAUUCCAUAUAUCGUAUUUUAAGUGUGUUCUUUA